Molecule: messenger RNA, 4290 nt
Organism: Pedinophyceae sp. YPF-701
Lineage: Eukaryota; Viridiplantae; Chlorophyta; Pedinophyceae
Source: the annotation of a GenBank genome assembly
AUGGGAAGGAAGAAGAGGGGAGACGACUUCCCGGACUAUCCGGAUCCGAAUCUCGAAGAGGACGUAGCGUCGCCCGCCAAGGAGGUGCCCACGGCAGCCGAGGCCGGCCCCGGGAAGAAGAAGAAGGACAAGAAGAAGGGGAAGAAGAAGGGCAAGGAGGCGGCGUUCGGGUCCGAUGACGACGACGACGACCUGGACCCCAUCAAGGCCGCCGCGAAGGCCGCAGCGCCCGCGCCGGCGCCGGCGCCCAAGGCAGCCAAGGCGCCCGCGAAGCCCGCCGGGGCCUCCGCCUUCGCCAUGCUGGCCGCGGACGACGACGACCUAGAUGACGACGAGGACGACGAGGCGCCGCCGUCGCCGCCCCCGAAGAAGAAGGACGCCAAGGCCAAGGGGGGGAAACAGGCCGCGAAGCCCAAGCCCGGCGCGUCGGCGUUCGCGAUGCUGGCCGGGAGCGACGACGACGAUGGGGAGUCCGAGGAGGACGAGCCCCCCGCGCCGCCGCCGAAGAAGGCGGACAAGAAGAAGGGCAAGGCUGCGGCGAAGCCCAAGCCCGGCGCGUCGGCGUUCGCGAUGCUGGCCGGGAGCGACGACGACGAUGCAGAGUCGGAGGAGGACGAGCCGCCCGCGCCGCCGCCGAAGAAGGCGGACAAGAAGAAGGGCAAGCCCAAGCCCGGCGCGUCGGCAUUUGCGAUGCUGGCCGGGAGCGACGACGAGGAGGAGUCGGAGGAGGACGAGCCGCCGGCGCCGCCGCCGAAGAAGGCGGACAAGAAGGCGGACAAGAAGAAGGGCAAGGCGAAGCCCGGCGCGUCGGCGUUCGCGAUGCUGGCCGGGAGCGACACGGAGGACUCUGCGGAGGACGAGCCGCCCGCGCCGCCGCCGAAGAAUGCGGAGAAGAAGAAGGGGAAGGCUCCUGCGAAGCCCAAGCCGGGCGCGUCGGCGUUCGCGAUGCUGGCGGGCAGCGACAGCGAGGAGGAGGUGGAGGACGCGCCGCCGUCGCCGCCGCCGGAGCCCCCCGCGGCGCCGUCGGAGGACGAGGAGGUCGUCGCGAGCGCGCCGAAGAGCAAGAAGGACAAGAAGAAGGACAAGAAGAAGGCGAAGAAGGCCGCGGAGAAGGGCGGGGACGACAUUGCGGCGGCGCUGGCGGAGCUGGGCAUCAUGCCGGCGGAGGGCGCGGGCGACGAGGAGGGCGGGGAGGGCGAGGUCGCGGAGGACGCGGCGCCGGCUCCGAAGAGCAAGAAGGACAAGAAGAAGGAGAAGAAGAAGGCGAAGAAGGCGGACGACGACGACUUGGACGCUGCGCUGGAGGAGCUGGGCAUCGAGCCCGCGUCGGAGGCGCAGGACAGCAAGGGCGAGGGCGACGGCGCGGGCAAGGAGAGCGACGACGAGGACGCGGAGGGUCCGGGCGGGCGGCUGCUCACCAAGGCCGAGAAGAAGAAGCUGAAGAAGCAGCGGCAGGCGGAGCAGAAGAAGGCCGCGAAGAAGACCACGGGCGGCGGCGCGGCGGCGGCGGCGGCGGCGGCGGCGGCGGCGGCGGCGGCGGCUGAGGCCGAGGAGGCCAAGGGCGAGGAGGGCGAGGAGGUGGGCGGCGGGGGUAAGAAGGGGAAGAAGGGGAAGAAGGGACCUAGUUCUGCAAUUGCGAAGAAGCUGGCGGAGGAGGUGCGGAAGCGGCAGGAGGCGGAGGAGGCGGCGCGGCGCGAGGAGGAGGAGGCGCGGCGGGCGGAGGAGGAGGCGAUCCGCGCGGAGGAGGAGGCGGCGCGGCGCGCGGAGGAGGAGGCCGAGCGGCGGCGGCAGGAGAAGAAGGAGCGCCGCGAGCAGCUGAAGCGGGAGGGGAAGCUGCUGACGGGCAAGGCGAAGGAGCUGGCGGCGAAGCGGCAGGCGGCGCUGGACCAGCUGCUGAAGCAGAGGGGGCUGUCGAAGGAGGAGCUGGAGGCGGAGGAGGCGGCGGCGAAGAACAAGAAGGUCGUGUACGAGACGAAGAAGCAGCGGCAGGCGCGGCUGGAGGCGGAGCGGAAGAAGAAGGAGGCGGACGACGCGGAGGCGGCGGCGGCGCAGGCGGCGGCGGCGGAGCGGAAGCAGGAGGAGGAGGCCAAGGCGAAGGAGGAGGGGGGGGGUGAGGGGGGGAGUGAGGAGGAGGGGCCGGCGGUGGAGAGCUGGGAGCAGUGGGAGGACAUCGACGCGGAGGAGGUGCUGCCGGGGGCGUCGAAGCACGAGGAGAAGGCGGAGGCCAAGGGCGGGAAGGCGGCCAGCUCGUCCGAGAGCGAGAGCGGGUCGAGCAGCGGGUCGGAGAGCGACUCGGAGAGCGGGUCGAGCAGCGGCAGCGACUCGGACAGCGACAGCGACUCGGACAGCGACAGCGACAGCGACAGCGACAGCGACAGCGACUCGGACAGCGACAGCGACAGCGACAGCGAGGAUGAGGAGGAGCGUCGGAUCCGCUUGGCGCGGGAGAAGCGGGCGGCGCGGCUGAAGGCGGCGAUGGCUGCGCGUUCGAAGGACGACCUGCGGUCCCCGAUCUGCUGCAUUCUCGGCCACGUGGACACGGGCAAGACGAAGAUCCUGGACAACAUCCGGCGCACGAACGUGCAGGAGGGCGAGGCGGGCGGCAUCACGCAGCAGAUCGGCGCGACGUACAUUCCGCGCGAGGCCGUCGAGAAGCGCACGGAGGAGCUCCGGAAGGGGAGGGAGUUCCAGAUGAAGGUCCCGGGGCUGUUGGUGAUCGACACCCCCGGGCACGAGUCCUUCACGAACCUGCGGUCGCGCGGGUCGGGUCUGUGCGACGUGGCCAUCCUCGUCGUCGACCUCAUGCACGGCCUCGAGCAGCAGACGAUCGAGUCGAUCAACAUGCUGCGCAUGCGCAAGACGCCGUUUGUCAUCGCGAUGAACAAGAUCGACCGGCUGUUCAAUUGGAAGGAGAAGAAGGACGCGCCGGUGCGGGACUCGCUGAAGCGGCAGAAGGCGGACGUGCAGGACGAGUUCAAGAACCGGUACAAGGAGGUGGCGCUGCAACUCAAUGAGCAGGGACUCAACGUGAGCCUGUAUUGGGAGAACCCGGACCCGCGCAAGUUCGUCAACGUGGUGCCCACGUCCGCGAUCACCGGCGAGGGCCUCCCGGACCUCAUGCAGCUCCUCGUCAAGCUCACCACGACCAUGAUGGCGGAGCGCCUCAUGUCGAUCGCGGAAACACAGUGCACGGUCCUGGAGGUGAAGAUGGUGGAGGGUCUCGGGACGACGGUGGACGCCGUGCUGGUGAACGGCCUGCUCCACGAGGGCGACACGAUCGUCCUGUGCGGCCUCAACGGCCCGAUCGUGUCGACCAUCCGCGCGCUCCUCACGCCGCACCCGCUCAAGGAGCUGCGCGUGAAGAACCAGUACGUGCACCACAAGGAGAUCAAGGCCGCGCAGGGCGUGAAGAUCGUCGCGCAGGGCCUCGAGCACGCGAUCGCGGGCACCGAGCUGCACGUCCUCGGCCCCGACGACGACCUCGAGGAGCUGAAGGACACCGUCGACCGGGAAAAGAGCAGCAUCCUGAGUCAGGUCGACCGGUCCGGGGAGGGCGUGUGCGUGCAGGCGUCGACGCUCGGGUCGAUGGAGGCGCUGCUGGACUUUUUGCGGUCGGAGAAGGUCCAGAUCCCGGUGUCGGUCAUCGCGCUCGGGCCCGUGCACCGCAAGGACGUGAUGCGCGCGUCGACCAUCUUGGAACGCAAGCGCAAGGAGUUCGCCGUGAUCCUGGCCUUCGACGUCCCGGUCACCAAGGAGGCGCAGGAGUACGCCGACUCCGUGGGCGUCAAGAUCUUCACGGCGGACAUCAUCUACCACCUGUUCGACCAGUUCACCGCGUACAUGGCGCGCAUCAAGGAGGAGCAGCGGUCGGCGGCCGCGGAAGAGGCAGUGUUCCCCUGCGUGCUCCGCGUGCUGCCGCAGUACGUGUUCAACAAGCGCGACCCGAUCGUCGUCGGCUGCGAGGUCGAGGCCGGCAUCGUGCGCAAGGGCACGCCGCUGUGCGUCCCCACGAAGGGCAAGAUGGAGCUGGGGAAGAUCACGAGCAUUGAAAAGGACCACCGGGAGACGUUCGAGGCGCGCAAGGGCGACCAGGUGGCGAUCAAGAUCGCGCCGCAGAACUCGGACCAGCAGAGCCGGGCGUUCGGGCGGCACUUCGACGAGAAGGACCAGCUGGUCAGCCGCAUCACGCGGCGCUCCAUCGACCUGCUCAAGGAGAACUUCCGCGACCAGAUGGAGCAGCAGGACUGGAAACUCAUCAUCAAGCUCAAGUCCGUGCUGCAGGUGGACUAG